Molecule: messenger RNA, 3069 nt
Organism: Ostrea edulis (European flat oyster)
Lineage: Eukaryota; Metazoa; Mollusca; Bivalvia; Ostreida; Ostreidae
Product: zinc finger protein 862-like
Exons: 1
Coding region: 1788-2963 (391 amino acids)
Source: RefSeq, a predicted model, not a curated record
AUCUCGAGUUGGAAAUAACAUGAUUUAGUCGAUGCACUAAUUUGACACUCCAUGUUAAGUGUGUUGUCGAAAAACAUCCCAAGAAUUUUGACACAUUAAGCACUAGUGACGACAGAUCCACCGAAAGUCAGUUGAUAUCCCGAGAAUUCACGAGAUUUGCGUUUUGGUGUAAAGAUAAUAAGUUCUGUCUUUCCCUGAUUUAGCUUGAGUAUGUAGUUUUGCAUCCAGUGGUCGAUAUCAAAAAGACAUCGUUGAAGUCUUUCUGCAAUGCUGUCCCAGCUGUCGUUUGGAUGUAUGAUCAAGUAUACCUGAGUCUCAUUCGCGUGGCAAUGAUAACACAUAUUAUGCCUCCGGCAACUUUCUCCGAUUGGUUUGGAGAACAUACAAUAUAGAUGAGGUUCUAAUACAGAACCCUGUGGAACACCAAAGUGGAGUAGGAACUCUUUGGAUACUGUAGAUCCAACAGCAAUUUUUUUUUUACUUCGACCAGAAAAAUAAGACUUGGUCCAUGACAGAGCCGAUUCCGUGAUACCAAAAGCGUACUCCACACGUCUGAUCAGAAUAUUAUGGUCGAAUGCAGCUGAAAGAUCAAGCAUCACGAUUUCCCGUCCAAUGCUGAGGUAAUAUAAUGGUGAACCCGUGAUAGAGUCGUUUCUGUGGAGUGACUAUUGCGGCAGAUUACACCGGGUCGUGAAGCUGUUGAGGGUUCAGAUGUUUUUCAAGUUGAGCUGACACUGCUUGUUCCAAUAUUUUAGUUAGAAAAGGUAAGUUUGAUACAGGUCUGUAAUUUUCUAAUUCAUCCUUGUCAAGUCCUUGGUGCUUAAUUAAUGGUCGCACUAUAGCUUUUUUGAAAUUCGAUGGCACGUUCGAUUUCAAGAAAGAUUUGAUUGGUAAAACACACUCCAAACAUUGUUUUAAAACUUUCGUGGGUAUUGGGUCUAAUUCGCAGGACUUUGUUGGAGCACCACCGACAAUAUCACGCACCGGAGAAAGCGACACUGGCUCCGACACUGCCAAAGGAAUACCAUCAAACUUAAUGUCAACGCAGAGAUCUACUUCCAUAGAAGGGGGCGUGAUCGACGAACAUAGACUAUCUCUAAAGUUUCUGAAUUUCAUCAAUAAAGUAUUCACCAAAUUUGGAUGUAAGAUCAAGUUCGUUAUCAUGAACAGGUAAAACCUGACACAUUUGUAUUUCCCAUGAGAUUGUUUGUAAGUUUGAAUAUAUAGUUGUUUCGAGUCGCUGCCUAAUUCCUGAAUUUUGUUAUUGUAGUACUGUGUUUUACAAUGUAGCAAGAGUUUAGUAACUUGCAUACACUUCUCCUGUAGACAGACAAUUUUGUUCGUCUCAUCAUCUGUUCAGCCCUCCGACAGUCACUCUUGGCAGAAUGAAGAUCGUCCGUAAACCAUGGGAUGAUCUCCUUUGAUUUUUCUUAGGUGCAUGAAUAUCGAUGGUUGCUUGGAGGAAUGCAUUACAGCACAGAGUAAGCUCUUCAGUGAAUUAUCUUCCUUUAUGAAACUUGAAAAGUUCGGAUCGUUUUUUUUAAUUUAUUGAUAUCAAUGGCAGAGCUGUGGAAAACUGCCGGUCAUGCCGGCAAGACCGGCUUAAUUUGGCCGUGACCGACAUAAGUUGGUUAAAUGUCGGACCGCAUGACCGAUGUUGUUUGCGCCGCCCGCAUUAAGAAAAACACAAAAUGCCACCGUGUAAACAGUCUUUAUCCAGAGUUGUCGUUUCUUAUGCAUCGGUAAUCCUCGGAGGACUUCACUACGCAAUGCUUUAGGCCUAUACAAUGUGUGAGGUGGAAGCCACUCGAGGAUCUCCAAAUGAAACUUUUGUCUGGUUCCCUGGCUCACUAACAACGACGCAUAGUAGACAGGGAACCAGGGAACCGCGCGAAAGUAUGGCGUCGUGGCCGAUCAAAUUUACACCGGGAUCAAAACCAGGCCAAGCAUCAAAAAGAAAAAGAGAUGUGGACAAUAGUAAGUUAAAGUAUGAAAAACAGAGAAAGAGGGAAUUUAAAGAGGACUGGAAAGAAGGUAGAGAGUGGUUACAGUUUGAUGGUGAGAAAAUGACCUGUAACCUGUGCCAAGUUCACGGGAUGGGCGAAUGUCGGAAUGUGCAGAAUUUUGUUACAGGUUCAGUUAACUUUCGAUACUCAGGGAUAAUUGAUCAUGAAAAUUCCAGAUUUCAUCGUCAAGCAGUUGAGCGUUUCUAUGCUAAAGAGAAUGUACGUGAAAAUAAACAAUCUGAAGCACACAAGGCUAUAGUGUCGAUGGACCAAUCUAUUCGGCAGUCGUUAGAAACGAAGUUCAGAAAUAUUCACGCCCUAGUUAAAUAUAAUAGGCCAAUAUCGGACUUUACAUGGCUUAAUGCACUUGAUCAAAGAAAAGGAUUAGAACACGGCACAACUUACAACAAUCGUUGGGCAGCCACAGCAUUUUUGGAAUGCAUUUCUGAAACUGUGAAAAGUGAAGUGGUUGGAACUGUUCAGAACUCUCAGUUUUUUUCCAUAACAAUGGACGGAUCAACAGACAGUGGUACUAUUGAACAAGAAACCCUGUUUAUCAGAUGCUGUGUGCAUGGGAAAAUAGAAUUGAAAUUCUUAUGCAUUGGUGAGCCAAGAUCAACUUGUGCACUGGAUUUGUUGGAAUUUGUGAAAGAGAAAAUUGAAGAAAACAAGCUAGCCGAUCAAAUGCACAAGUUAGUAGGAUUUGGAUGUGAUGGGGCUUCGAACAUGCUUGGACGUCAUAACGGCCUUGUUUCACUUCUCAAGAGGGACUACGUUGAGAUGUUGGGUGUUCACUGUUUAGCUCAUAGAUUGGAGCUUGCUCACAAGGAUGCUCUUAAAGAUGAUCGUCAGUACGUUCAGCUCUCUACACUCCUCUUAGGACUCUACUAUUUUUAUAAAAAUAGUGCCAAGCAGAGAAAGAAUUUGAGAGACUGUAUGAAGGUGAGAUACAUGUAAACAUCAUUUUUUGAAUUACUAAGCAUUGAUCAAUUAGCAAGUCUUAUGAGUUCAAUGAUUUUUUUCCCCUGUUAUUAAUUAAUUAAUCCUUUUUUCAGGUAUUGGC